This is a messenger RNA of Haliotis rufescens (red abalone), 1531 nucleotides long. RefSeq names its product cytosolic sulfotransferase 1-like. Gene Ontology annotation, biological process: sulfation. Bases 328 to 1182 code for a protein of 284 amino acids. The record is from RefSeq and is a predicted model, not a curated record. The transcript is spliced from 6 exons. Gene Ontology annotation, molecular function: sulfotransferase activity. Gene Ontology annotation, cellular component: cytoplasm. NCBI's taxonomy places the organism in Eukaryota, Metazoa, Mollusca, Gastropoda, Lepetellida, Haliotidae.
UGAUCGACAUACCAGCAGGUUGUUCCAGUUAACAGACAUGAUACAGAAACACGACUGCAAUUGACCUACAUUCAAACCGACUUUAUCUGAACUGCAUUCAGGGCUUUGACCUAUACGGCAAUUGGGACACAUUGUUCCCCUCGUCCCAGUGCGAAAAAUAUUGAAUUGUCAAUUUGAUAGACUCUUCGGAUGUAAUUGAAGUAUAAGGUAAGAUCUUCGCAACAUUGCUCAAGAAGAUAUUUGUGGAGACGGAACUCAGUUGGGUGUGUUUGGAUUGCUGUGCCUUUUUCAUGCAAAUUGUGAGUGGAUUGGCGGGUACAACAGAAGAUGAACGUAGUUCGGAUCCUUGACGAUGGGGGAGACGGGGCGUCGUUCCUGGAGACAGACGGACAGGUGCUGCCCAAUGGCGACAUCAACGCCUUCCAUAACCUCGCAAGUGUCAACGUGCGUAGCGACGACAUCAUUGUAUCAGCAUACCCAAAGGCAGGAUCCCAUUGGGUGACGGAGAUAAUCCACUUCCUGUUAGCCGGAAGUGUUGACGUCGAUGACUUCCAGAAGAUGGUCACCAUGAUUGACAGUUCGCCCGAGACAGCAUACCGAGACCUCCCCUCGCCCAGAAUUCUAAACACGCACCUGCGCCUUGAACAACUUCCGGCGGAUGUGCUUAAGAAGAAGGUGAAGCUGAUUUGUGUACUUCGGAACCCUUUGGACGUUGCGGUGUCAUACUUCAACUUCCUGCGCGUUCUCACCUUCUGCGACUACAGCGGGAAGUGGAGCAACUUCUGUAGGCCGUACUUCAACGGGAAAUUUUGUUAUGGGUCGUGGUUUGACCAUACCCGGCAUUGGGAGGAGGUUAAAAGGGCCAAUCCUGACCACCCCAUUCUUACCCUGGUCUAUGAGGACUUUAAAGAGAAUCCCGUGAGGGAGGCCGUGAAAUUGCGAGAUUUUCUUGGUGUGGCGAGAUCUGAUGAGUUCGUGAGGCAGGUGUGUGAGCACUGCCAUUUCGAUUCAAUGCAGAAACGAAAGGCAACAACGGAAAUGGGGAAAUAUGCCUUCAGGAAAGGUAAAGUGGGUGACUGGAAGAACUGGUUCACUGUGGCACAGAAAGAGUGGUUUGAUCAGCUCUACAAGGAGAAGAUGGCUGACAUCCCAAUAAAAUUCAGAUACACACUAGAUGACUGAGGUACCGGUCAUCCUAUUAACUUACGUCUCAUGUUAUCCAGAGAAGAUACCUGACACAAGGAGGAAUAGUAUUGCUGAUGACAUUAUAGAGAUAUGUUAAAUGCUGCUGAUACAGUUGGCUCAACAAUGGGUUCACAUUUAGAAAAUCUUGUCCUCAGUUUUAUAUGUUAACAAUCACUGAAAUAAAAAUGUACAGUGUUACCAUUUACUGUUCGGACAUUGGUGUCCUAAGCUAGUAAAGAGCUGGUUCCUAUAAAACUACUUUGUCAUAGAAUGCGAAAUAUUUCUCCAAAGGUAUUGUUUUAGAAUGUUUGACGAUCAGAUUAAUAAAAUUCUUUUCCAUUGUUCA